Molecule: messenger RNA, 423 nt
Organism: Mesorhabditis spiculigera
Lineage: Eukaryota; Metazoa; Nematoda; Chromadorea; Rhabditida; Rhabditidae
Source: the annotation of a GenBank genome assembly
AUGCAGCCCUGCGGGGCAAGGAAAACAUUUCCCUGCAUUGAAGCACUUGACCUGAUCAAAAACGAACCGACUAACAAGCCCGACAAAAAGAAAGUAUUAUUUGAGUUUGGUACGACGCCUGGUGGUUCAUUUCAAGCAUGUUUGACGAUAAGUUCCCACGACCUGGUAAUGAUGGUCCAGGCAAUGGCCCGCAGCCCUUCCCGGAUGGUCCACGUCCUCAGGGAUUCCCCGGCCCAGGUCGUCCGUUCCCAGGAGGACCGAUUCCCUAGCUCUAACCCCUGCGUGACGAGUGGAUUUGGGCUCUUUGACUGCACCAGCUGCUGCCGUGCCAACCUGCAUAGCAACUUUUGGUCUACGAUUUCCUCGGUCUACCAGCCCGGAUUUGGCCAAGGCCAGUGCACCUGCUGCACUCGUGGAUUUUGC